Messenger RNA from Penicillium chermesinum, 3810 nucleotides. Its product is annotated as GRAM and VASt domain-containing protein. The transcript is spliced from 2 exons. Gene Ontology annotation, molecular function: sterol binding; sterol transfer activity. Gene Ontology annotation, cellular component: mitochondrion; cortical endoplasmic reticulum; endoplasmic reticulum-plasma membrane contact site. NCBI's taxonomy places the organism in Eukaryota, Fungi, Ascomycota, Eurotiomycetes, Eurotiales, Aspergillaceae. Bases 1 to 3810 code for a protein of 1269 amino acids. The record is from RefSeq and is a predicted model, not a curated record. Gene Ontology annotation, biological process: intracellular sterol transport.
AUGGCGGACUCUGAGUCCUCCAGCCUCAAGGGCGGAAGGUCACGACGCGCGUGGACUCUGUCUGCAGAGUCCGAAUCAAUGGAGGCAUCUAGUCGGAGCAAUGGCAGAUCUUCAAAUGACUCCGAACGCCCCAGGACCCAGGCCGGGGAGGCUCCUGAAACCGCAAAGGCUAGCCCGAGCGGUUUCUCCAAGCUCCUCAAGUCGCGUGGUCGACGACGGAAAAAGGAUCAGAGCCAAGAAGACAUUCCACCUGUCCCUGACCUUGUCAUAGAUCAGGAUCUGGAGCAGUUUCCUUCGCAUGAGUCCGGGGCCGGGUCAGCUAUACCUUCAUCGAACAACAGCUCCGCUCCGCCUGAGGCUGAGACCACCAACUUGCUGACCGACGACUCGGAACCGGAGAAAACACCACCUUUAAUCUCCCGUGACUCCCAUACCGGUUUCUACACAUCCUCUUCCCCGCUUAUCAAGACCACAUCGGUGGACUCGCACGGUCGUGAAAAAGACAAUGCCGAAGAUGGAUCAGCAGUUAGCGCUAGCAGCGUAACCGCGUCGUCAGAGUCAAAUGGCGAACCUCCCAAACUGCAAUCGCAACCUAGCCUGAACUUGGAUGUUCCAGUAGAGACCAGUGGAAAGCGUCGAGGUGUUUCUCCCGGGCGGCGACGACUGAAGGAUGCAUUCAGCUCAUCUGAAAAGAAAGGCGCGGGUGACGAUGCUGAUGCAGCAUCGUCCAAGUCGGGGGGCAGCAGGAGAGCAAGUAUAUUCAGCAGCCGUCGAAGCAGCUUGUCCGCCAAACGAGCCCAGGCGGCCCCAGAAGCACCCCCGCCAUUACCCGCACCGAUACAAACAGAUAUACCAAAAGACGAGCCGAAACCGCGAACUUUGGAGGAAAGCCCCAUCCCGAAUACGCCCCCCUCGACGGCCAUUCCAGUUACAGCCCCAGCCACUACAGUGACUCCUCCAACCCCUACGGAACACAAGCCAUUCCAAGCUGGGAUAGUGGGUGGAAACAUCACGGACUCGCCAGAGAGCAUCAAGCCGCGAAGCUCCAUGUCUUCGACGGGAAUUACAACUGUCAGCCCCUCAGGUAACAUGAUCUCACAUCGGAGGGUGCGAUCAGCUUCUGCAGCGCACGGACCGAGCAAGUUAUCAUCUUCAAUAUCAUCUCUUGGCCCAGUACACGAAUUGGCAAAGCCGCCGAAAAGUGCCUCAAGCCAGCAGACAGGCUUCUUUUCGUCCAUGUUUUCCGCCGCGCAGAAUGCUGCUUCUUCCAUAACCAGCAGUCUCAAUGUACAGCAAAGAAACCGAACCGAUGCGCAACCGUCGCCCAGUGAUCUCGAUCCACCUACUUUGGAAGGCGACUCGGAAGACUCAGUGCAUCCCUCAAACACAUCGGGUGAAGCUAGUAAGCCUUCUACCGUUGAGACGAUGGGCUCUGGCGAUCUCAACUUCAGUCAUCUGGAUCUCGAUGUCCCAUCGGGCGAAGUACUGUCCAGCAACGAUAGGGCUGUCGUUACCGAUCCAGAGACUCCUGACAGGCGCCGGAAUAAUGCAGUACGUCGACGAGACGAAGAGGCUGCAAAGCUAGAGGAUGUACACGCGGUACGGGCAGUUAAUAUGGCCUAUGAGAAAGCAUCCGAGAAGGGUGCGCUUGGUUCACCGGGCGACGAAGUUUUUGAAAAUCAAUCCUUUGCAUCGCUCCCAAGAGACGGUGUCUUGACGGGUGACCAUACUCCUCCCACCGGCAGUGUCAUUGACAGUGACGUGGGUAGCGGUACUAGGCGCACUGGAAGUGUGCGGAGUCGACUUUCUCGCCGACACCGGGGCAUAUCAGGCGCAACAACUUCGACCAUCGGUGCCAUUGGUGCAAACGCCCUCGCUGUUGGUGGUCCCACAGGGAUCAAUUCUAGUGUACCGCGGCUUACUGGGUUCGCUGUUGCAAGCAAAAAGCGCAAUCGCGAUUUCCAUUCACUUUUCCGAAGCGUUCCUGAGGACGACUACCUCAUUGAGGAUUAUAGUAGUGCCCUCCAACGUGAAAUCAUCCUUGCUGGUCGCCUCUACAUCUCUGAAGGUCACAUCUGUUUCUCCAGCAAUAUUCUUGGAUGGGUUACUACUCUGGUUAUUAGCUUUGAUGAGGUGGUUGCCAUUGAAAAGGAAAACACCGCCAUGGUUUUCCCAAAUGCCAUCGGAAUCCAAACGCUGCACGCCCGCCACACAUUCAGAAGUUUGCUUAGCCGUGAAUCUACGUAUGACCUGAUGGUCAACAUCUGGAAGAUCAAUCACCCCUCUCUCAAGAGCUCCGUCAAUGGAACGAGAGUGACGAGCGGCACUGGGGAUAAGACUGAGAAGGUCGGUGACGGCGAGGAAGAAUCUGCCACCGAUGUCUCUGAUGAAGAUGAGAUCUACGAUGAAGAUGAAGAGGGAGACAAUGCCGAUAGCUUCUUCGAUGCCGGCGCUAGUGCCAACGCUAGCGAUCGAUCCUUGCCGGGAAGGGCUGGCUUAACUCGGCAACCAUCGGGCCUAUCCGGGACAGGCACUGUAGCAGCUGGGCAAGCCUCCGGUAAUGACGCUAAGAAUGGCAAUAAGAAGGGCGCAGGUGAAGAGGAUUUCCCGGGUCCAUCUACCCACGCACCGUCCGAGUACACAGACCCUGAUGGGCAAUACGAAAAGGUCAUAAAAGACGAAGUCAUUCCUGCACCCCUUGGAAAGGUCUAUUCUUUCGUUUUCGGCCCGGCCUCCGGCGAGUUCAUGACCAAAUUCUUGGUGGACAACCAAAAAUCGGGAGAAUUGCAGUUCGAGGGGACGACUAAGGGACUUACCACAGAGAGCCCAACUCGCAAAUACUCCUACAUCAAGCCUCUGCCAGGCUCAAUUGGCCCAAGGCAGACCAAAUGUAUCAGCACAGAAAACUUGGAUUUCUUGGACUUGGAGAAAGCGGUUCUCGUGACCCUUACUACUCAAACCCCCGAUGUGCCGAGUGGAAACGUAUUCUGUGUCAAAACAAAGUAUCUUUUCACAUGGGCUACCAACAACCAAACUCGCUUCUUGAUGACCUGUUCGAUCGAAUGGAGUGGCAAGAGUUGGUUGAAAGGCCCCAUUGAAAAAGGUGCUAUUGAUGGUCAAGGAACUUUCGGUACUGACCUCGUCAAAGCCUUGAAGGCAGGCGUCACCCCGCGUGAACGUGCCACUGGUGGUGGAGGCGGUCGCAGCAAGGGGCGUCGCAAGAAGGGCGAUGCGGAGAUUCGUGAGCCCUCAAACGAUGCGGCUAACAAGGGAGCUGCAGAGGCUAGCACAGCCAAUGCUGAGUCCUGGGGUCUGUUCGAGCCCGUCCGGCCUAUUUUGGAACCUGUCACGAGCAUGGUCAAACCCUUUUGGAGCAAUAACAUCGCCGUCUUGAUUGUUGGCUUGCUCCUAUACUUGACUUUCUUCCGGUCGCCAUCCACUCCAACCAUGCUACCGUCCGACGUCGGCUGUUCCAGCUUAAGUCUCCCUCAACGCCUAGCUGCCUACGAGGAAAUGUGGAGACUUGAGGAGAACGAACUCUGGAACUGGCUGGAAGAACGAACCGGUAUGGAUGGCAUGGUCUUCCCUUCCCUCCACCAAAGGACAGCACAACAGCAUCGUCAAUCUUCGCGGGUCAACGCUGCUGACCAACGCGAUUUCGUUGCGAGACUCCGCGAGGAAAAGGUGUCCGAUCGUGAAAUGAGUCACGCUAUUCGGACCACCCGACAGCGACUUGAUAUCCUCGAAGAGAUGAUGAACGGUCGCCGAGUGGAUGAUGCUCCCGACGAGCCUGCUCGUUCUGAGCUUUGA